This is a messenger RNA of Coccidioides immitis RS, 711 nucleotides long. RefSeq lists its product as uncharacterized. The coding region runs from base 1 to 711 and encodes 236 amino acids. The record is from RefSeq and is a predicted model, not a curated record. The transcript is spliced from 2 exons. Lineage: Eukaryota; Fungi; Ascomycota; Eurotiomycetes; Onygenales; Onygenaceae.
AUGGCACGUCGGAUUGAUAUGUCGGUUCUCACCGACAAAAAUCGCUUAGUGAAAGACGAGCUUAUACCCGUCUACCGUGUUGACGAUCGGACAGUGGCAAAGCUGACCGACCCUCACCGGGUAGCUGAAGCUGAAGCGUUACGACUUGUUCGGGCAAAGACUUCCAUUCCAGUCCCUGAGGUAUACGCAGCAUACACGGAUACAAAGACCAAUCGCGGUGUAAUCCUCAUGGAAUACAUUGAAGGCCAGGUCCUCCGAGACAGCUACGCUCGAUCAACGGCACCUUCAUCGGUUCUGUUUGACGGCACGUAUUGCGAAGACCCGGUCUUCUGCGCUGAGCUUGGCGGGUUUGGUCCUUAUAAAACUGAAGCGGAAUUCAACGAAGGCCUCAUCAGAGCGAUGAACCUUUCACAAAAAAACACCUGGGUCGACCAUGCGACCAGGCUCGUCAGGGCGUUACCCAAGCAUAAGAUCGUGCUCACCCACGCCGAUUUUUCUCCCCGAAACAUACUCAUUCGCGGCGACAAGGUCGUUGCCAUCUUGGAUUGGGAAAUGGCGGGCUUUUAUCCUGCGUAUUGGGAAUAUAUCAAAGCAAUGUACCAUCCUGACUGGCAAAGCGGAUGGAUCAAAAACGGCGCAGUCGAGAAGAUACUACGACCUUACCACCUUGAGCAUGCGGUUCUGCUACACAUGCAGGAAAUCGUGUUCUGA